Molecule: messenger RNA, 1563 nt
Organism: Knipowitschia caucasica
Lineage: Eukaryota; Metazoa; Chordata; Actinopteri; Gobiiformes; Gobiidae
Source: the annotation of a GenBank genome assembly
AUGCACCCCCCUCUACCUCACCCCUCUCUCUCUCACCCCUCUCUCCCUCACCCCUCUCACCCCUCUCUCCCUCACCCCUCUCUCCCUCACCCCUCUCUCUCUCACCCCUCUCUCCCUCACCCCUGUCACCCCCUCCCCCCCCUCUCACCCCUCUCUCCUCCCCUCCUCCUCACCCCUCCCCUCCUCCCCUCCCUCACCCCCCACCCCUCCCCCUCACCCCCUCUCCCUCCCCUCACCCCUCUCCUCCUCUCCCUCACCCCUCUCUCCCUCACCUCCCUCACCCUCUCUCCUCCCCCCCCUCUCUCUCACCCUCUCUCCCUCCCCCCCUCUCCCUCACCCCCCCUCUCCUCCCUCCCUCUCCUCUCACCCCUCUCUCCCUCACCCUCUCUCCUCACCCCUCUCUCCCUCACCCCUCUCUCCCUCACCCCCUCUCCCUCACCCCUCUCUCCUCACCCCUCUCUCCCUCACCCCUCUCUCCUCACCCCUCUCUCACCCUCUCUCCUCACCCCUCUCCCUCACCCCUCUCUCCCUCACCCCUCUCUCCCUCACCCCUCUCUCUCUCACCCCUCUCUCCCUCACCCCUCUCUCCCUCACCCCUCUCUCCCUCACCCCUCUCUCCUCACCCCUCUCUCUCCCUCACCCCUCUCUCCCUCACCCCUCUCUCCUCACCCCCUCUCUCCCUCCCCUCACCCCUCUCUCCCUCACCCCUCUCUCCUCUCACCCUCUCUCCUCACCCCUCUCUCCCUCACCCCUCUCUCCCUCACCCCUCUCUCUCUCACCCCUCUCUCCCUCACCCCUCUCUCCCUCACCCCUCUCUCCUCACCCCCUCUCCCUCACCCCCUCUCCCUCACCCCUCUCUCUCACCCCUCUCUCCCUCACCCCUCUCCCCUCCCCCCUCUCCCUCACCCCCUCUCCCUCACCCCCUCUCUCUCCUCACCCCUCUCCCUCACCCCUCUCUCCCUCACCCCUCUCCCUCACCCUCUCUCCCUCACCCCUCUCUCCCUCAUCCCUCUCCCUCACCCUCUCCCUCACCCCUCUCUCCUCACCCCUCUCUCCUCACCCCUCUCCCUCACCCCUCUCUCCCUCACCCCUCUCUCCCUCACCCCUCUCUCCCUCACCCCUCUCUCCCUCACCCCUCUCUCCUCACCCCUCUCUCCCUCACCCCUCUCUCUCUCACCCCUCUCUCCUCACCCCUCUCCCUCACCCUCUCUCUCUCACCCCUCUCUCCCUCACCCCUCUCCCCUCACCCUCUCUCCCUCACCCCUCUCCCUCACCCCUCUCCCUCACCCCUCUCCCUCACCCCUCUCUCCCUCACCCUCUCCCUCACCCCUCCCUCUCUCACCCCUCUCUCCCUCACCCCUCUCUCCCUCACCCCUCUCUCCCUCACCCCUCUCCCUCACCCUCUCCCUCACCCCUCUCUCCCUCACCCCUCUCCCUCACCCCUCCCUCUCUCACCCCUCUCUCCCUCACCCCUCUCCCAUCCCUCUCUACCUGCUCACGCUGUGUUGUUGUGCCAGUCCUUUGUUUUACCGUUUACAUCUUGGGAAAGAAGACAGCGGCUGA